Leucoraja erinaceus (little skate) is the source of this 4821-nucleotide messenger RNA. Its product is annotated as heat shock 70 kDa protein 4-like. The record is from RefSeq and is a predicted model, not a curated record. The transcript is spliced from 19 exons. Gene Ontology annotation, molecular function: ATP-dependent protein folding chaperone; ATP binding. Gene Ontology annotation, biological process: protein folding. Gene Ontology annotation, cellular component: cytosol; nucleus. NCBI's taxonomy places the organism in Eukaryota, Metazoa, Chordata, Chondrichthyes, Rajiformes, Rajidae. Bases 151 to 2694 code for a protein of 847 amino acids.
UCCAUUAGAAAGGCCGGCGGCGGCACCACCACCAGGAGGCCGAGUCCCAGUCUGGAAAAAAGUACCGGCCUAUUCCCCCCUCCUCCUCCUCCUCCGUCCGAGACGAUUAAAGGAUCUUGUCUCUCUCCCUGAGGCGUUUGCUGCACAGCCAUGUCGGUGGUGGGCUUCGACGUGGGCUUCCAGAGCUGCUAUGUGGCCGUGGCGAGAGGCGGCGGCAUCGAGACGGCCGCGAACGAGUGCAGCGAUAGAAGCACCCCGUCUUAUGUGGCUUUGGGACCCAGAAAUCGUACAGUUGGAGCUGCGGCCAAAAGUCAGGUGCUGUCAAAUGUAAAAAACACUAUACAAGGAUUUAAGCGGCUCCAUGGGCGAACUUUAACAGACCCGUAUCUAAGAACUGAGCAACCCAAGCUUGCGUAUGACCUUGUUCAGAUGUCAAAUGGUACAGCAGGUGUUAAGGUUUCCUACAUGGAAGAAGAACGAAAUUUUACCAUAGAGCAGGUGACAGGAAUGUUGAUGACCAAACUGAAAGAAACCGCAGAAGCCUCGCUAAAGAAACCAGUCAUGGAUUGCGUGAUAUCGGUUCCAUGUUUCUUCACCGAUGUUGAGAGGAGAUCCGUAAUGGACGCUGCGCAGAUUGCAGGACUCAACUGUUUGCGGCUCAUUAAUGAAACCACUUCAGUUGCCCUUGCAUAUGGGAUUUAUAAGCAAGAUUUACCGGCCCCUGAGGAGAAGCCAAGGAAUGUUGUUUUUGUUGAUUUGGGGCAUUCUGCAUUUCAGGUUUCUAUUUGUGCGUUCAAUAAAGGUAAACUGAAGGUGCUUGCUACUGCUUUUGACCCAAUCUUGGGUGGAAGAAACUUUGAUGAGAUGCUAGUGAAUCACUUUUGUGAAGAGUUCAGUAAAAAAUACAAACUGGAUGUGAAAUCAAAGAUUCGAGCAGUAAUCCGCCUUUCUCAGGAAUGUGAAAAGCUGAAGAAACUGAUGAGUGCCAAUGCUUCUGACCUACCGUUGAAUAUCGAGUGUUUCAUGAAUGACAUUGAUGUUUCUGGAGUAUUAAACAGGGGCCAGUUUGAAGAGAUGUGUGGUCCACUUUUGUCCAGAGUGGAGUCCCCUCUUCGUAGUCUUAUGGAGCAAACCAAGCUUAAACGAGAGGAUAUUUAUGCUGUCGAGAUAGUGGGUGGAGCAACUCGUAUCCCUGCUAUUAAAGAGAGAAUUACUAAAUUCUUUGGAAAACCCCUCAGUACUACUUUAAAUGCAGAUGAAGCUGUAGCUCGUGGCUGUGCUUUGCAGUGUGCCAUCCUUUCACCAGCUUUCAAAGUGAGGGAAUUCUCUAUCACUGACUUGGUUCCGUUCCCAAUUUCCAUGAGAUGGAAUUCACCUGCUGAGGAAGGUCUUGGUGAUUGUGAGGUGUUCCCCAAGAACCAUGCAGCACCAUUCUCCAAAGUUCUUACUUUCUACAGAAAAGAUUCCUUUGAUCUUGAAGCAAUUUACAGUUGUCCCAAGGAGCUACCAUUUCCAGAUCCCAACAUUGGCCGCUUCACUAUUCUGAAAGUGGUCCCUCAAAGUGAUGGGUCGAGUUCAAGGGUGAAAGUGAAGGUUAGAGUUAAUAUUCACGGGGUCUUCAGCGUAUCCAGUGCCUCGUUGGUGGAGGUGCAGAAAUGCGAAGAAGCGGAUGACGUUCCAAUGGAAACGGAUCAACAAUCCCAGGCAAAUCAAAAAGAGGAGGAGAGCAAGAUGCAGAUUGAUCAGCAGGAAGAGCCUGCACAUGGAGACGGCAACCCCCCUGGCUCUGCGGAAAGCCAGAAAAAUGAAAUGGAGACCGGUGAAACUGCUUCAAAGGAAAAUAAGAACAAAGACCAGCCUCCUCAGGCAAAGAAGGCAAAGGUGAAAACAAAGACUGUGGACCUACCCAUAGAGAACCACCUGCAGUGGCAACUGGAUCAGCAACUACUGAAUGUAUUCAUUGAAAGUGAGGGUAAAAUGAUUAUGCAGGAUAAACUUGAGAAGGAGAGGAAUGAUGCAAAGAAUGCGUUGGAAGAAUAUGUGUAUGAAAGUAGAGAGAAGCUAGGUGGAAUUUAUGAAAAGUUUGUCAAUAAAGAUGAACAAAGCAAGUUAAGCGUUCUACUGGAAGACACAGAAAACUGGUUGUAUGAAGGAGGGGAGGAUCAGGGAAAGCAAGUGUACAUAGAUAAAUUGGCUGAAUUAAAGAAACUUGGUCAGCCAAUUCGAGAUCGCUAUCAGGAGUUUGAGGAGUGUCCAAGGGCCUUUGAUGAGAUGGGGAGACAAGUGCAGCAGUACAUGAAGAUUAUAAACUCUUAUAGAAACAAAGAUGAACUGUACGAUCACCUGGAUCUAACGGAGAUGGAGAAAGUGGCCCAGUAUGUCCAAGAAGCAAUGGGGUGGAUGAACGGCAAGAUGAAUAUGCAGAGCAAACAGUCUCUAACACAAGACCCACUUGUCAAAUGUGCAGACAUUCGAGCCAAAGUUAAGGACUUGGCAAACCUUUGCAAUCCGAUCGUUAACAAGCCAAAGCCGAAAGUCGAACCUCCGAAGGAAGAGAAAGAGGCGGAGCAGAAUGGACCAGUGUGCAGCGAAGAAAACGCCAGCGCGGAGGGCCCUACGCCCGCCAGCGCUGAGAACGCCCAGAACAACACGCAGCAUCACCAACAAAACCUACCAGAGAUGGACAUUGAGUAAAUAUGCAGUAGUCAGACACACACAAACUGUUAGUAAGACGAGACUUCUCUUCCGCCCCACCCCUCCCGACCCCCUAAUGGUGAAUGGAAUAACCUAAAAAUGAUAACCUUGAAUUUCCGUCAAAUUUUAAGCGUUUUAUUUUUUAACCCCUUCCUCUCUGUGCAAUGGAACAGGAAAUAAUUAGUUCAGCUGAGGCUUGACUUCAAUGUUUUUUUUUGUUAUGAAAACUAGUUCUGAUUUUUAUGCUUGUGGCUUUCACAGAAAAAUGUGUUUGUUUGCCGUUCAGAGCCCGCACUCCUUGCCGCCACCCCUUAAUGCGAAUGCUGCAGGAGUCUGUAGUGACAUUUCCUAGCAACCUCCCCUGCUACUGAAUCGAGUGCUGGAUUGAAGUGUCCACCCAAAGUUUAGUGAGUGAACACAAACGUGCUUUAGUGUCGUUCCUUUUGGUCUGUCUGGUUAGUCACGGGCAACUGAGAAACAAAACCAUGUUUGCCUGCCUUUCUUUCUGAAAACAAAAGUUCCGAUCUUUAACAAUUCCACGUUAUACGUUUUCUUUCGAAAGCUAUUGUCGAUUACCAUCUAGGCGCAUGCUCCUUUGCAGAAGUCCAAUAUUGAAGUCAAACUUUGGCUUGGGCACAGAAGGAAGACUUGUUCUCUGCUCAGUUUUUCUGGGAGGGGGGGAACAAAAAAAAUCAGUCCCAAGUAUUUGACAAUCUGUUAUGUUGCCGCCGCCUUCUCAUUCUGACUAUAAAAUACUGAGCGAGAAGUGACGGAUAUUGCUGCUGAACAACUGCUAUCCUCUCGAUUACGCCUCUUCUGUUCUGUAACUUUGGUUUCUUCCUUCAGCCAUUUUGUAAUAUCCAUAUUAUAUUUAAAACAUUUGGAUAUUCUUGCAUGGAAAUAUUCUUGUGGUGGUACUGGUGAGAAAUCAGAGUUUUGGGAUGUUGCAGGCAGAAAUAAAUGCACAGUUGCAAUCAUUCAGUGCAGUGCAGUGCAGUGCACUCCUGGCUUGGAAGAGCUAAUAGCGCUUUGAACUAUUACAAUAAGUGGUGUGGGAGUAAACACUACAAUCGGCUUCAGAGCAAAUGCCUGCAUUUUAUCAAUUUGAUCUGCAACCUGGUGGGCUUUUGAAACGUUAAUUCCUGGUAAGCAAAUUGUGUAACACCUUUUUUUUUAUGUCACACAGAGGAUAAUGGAUCUGUUUUCUCUGGAGAGGUAGAUAAUUGUUAGUCAUUGACAACUUCAAAGAGCACUUGGCAAUUGUUCGUCGUCUUUGUGGACUGGGGGAAUAUUAACGGUCCUCCUGUGUGCUUAGUUUUGGAAACAAGAUGGCUUGCUGACCAAUUUCCCACCCCCACCCCACAAACUAUUGCAGCUAGUUCGUUUAAAUUUAAAGAUUUGAAUUCUUCGUGUUAAUUCUUUUGUAGGAGCUAACAAAAAGGUUGCUCUCUGGAACAGUAGCAAUUAAACUGACAAGUCCCCAGAACUCAAUGUUUUCUCCUAGCCAAAUCCCCAACUUGUUGCAUCUUGUGCAGCUGUAUAUAAUUGAAGGUGGCACUGAAUUAAAAGCAAAUCAGUUCGUGUUAUUCCAUCUGUUUUUCCCCUGUGUGAACUGAAGGUUGGUGUUUGCUAUAAGCCUCAUUAAACAUUGUCAGUUUUCAUAGAGUUGUAACUGGAUAUGAUUAAUUUUACAUGGAAGGGAGCUGCUGAGGUGGAGGAAGGAAUGUAGGGAGAGUUGUGCUGUGCAUGGUGGAGAGAGAGAGAAGAUGCCAGCUAUUUAAACAUGCCCCUUCCUCCAAUACACAACUUGCAUCCUGCAGCGGGCUUGUAUGUCACUUCAAUAACUCUCCUGUAAAGUACUUAAAAGACCAUUUGCAAUCUCCCAGUUUGCCAAGAAAUUAGUCAAUUCUGUCCAGUUUCCAGUUCUUGUUGCUUAAUUAUUACAUCCUGAUAUUUACAGGUGGUGAUUCAUUGUCAUCUGAAUGUACGAUCUCAAGGACUAAGCCUUGCAAACCUGUCAGCUGACAUACCAUGGUACAUGGCUUGAGAGUUGCUAUUUCCACUGUAUAUUUAUACUCACUAUUUCACUGAAAGGAGUGUGAAAUGCAAUAAAAAAGUUGAAUGAAA